Messenger RNA from Antrostomus carolinensis (chuck-will's-widow), 735 nucleotides. RefSeq names its product complement C1q A chain (gene C1QA). Gene Ontology annotation, molecular function: protein binding. The record is from RefSeq and is a predicted model, not a curated record. The transcript has 2 exons. The coding region runs from base 4 to 735 and encodes 243 amino acids. Lineage: Eukaryota; Metazoa; Chordata; Aves; Caprimulgiformes; Caprimulgidae.
AGGAUGCAACUUGGGCUUUGGCUGGUGACCAGCAGCCUGGCAGCCAUGCUGGGCAUGGUUCUGCUGGAGGACGGAGUGUGUCGGGCACCGGACGGCAGGGACGGCUUCCCAGGAGUCCCUGGCCUCGAUGGGAGGCCAGGGCAGAAGGGUGACAUGGGAGAGCCAGGGAAAUCAAGACAGAAGACGGGAAUCCGGGGAGAAAAAGGGGAUGCAGGUGAGCCGGGGUCUCCUGGUGUCCCAGGGUACCAGGGAUACCAGGGCCCACAUGGCCCCCCCGGGCUCCCAGGACAACCAGGGCCAAAGGGGAACAAGGGGAAAGCUGGAAAUAUCCUGGAGCAGCCACGUCCUGCCUUCUCUGCCUCACGGAGAUCUCCACCGUCCAUGGGCACAACCGUGGUGUUCGACAACAUCAUCACCAACCAGGAGAGCUCCUACAGCUCCCAGACCGGGGAAUUCACCUGCCGUGUCCCCGGGCUCUACUACUUUGCCUACCAGGUGAUUUCCAGUGGAGAUCUCUGCCUGAGCAUCACCAAGAACAGGGAGCAAGUGGUCAGUUUCUGCGAUUCCAACAGCCGCAACCUCCUGCAGGUGAACUCGGGCAGCAGCGUGCUCAGCCUGGCCGUAGGUGACCGGGUCUCUGUGAGCACCAACCCUGCCAGGGGCAGCAUGAUCUACAGUGGCUCUGAGGCAGACAGUGUCUUCAGUGGCUUCAUGCUCUUCCCCCAGAAGGGCUGA